Molecule: messenger RNA, 1887 nt
Organism: Alternaria hordeiaustralica
Lineage: Eukaryota; Fungi; Ascomycota; Dothideomycetes; Pleosporales; Pleosporaceae
Exons: 5
Coding region: 1-1887 (628 amino acids)
Molecular function (GO): hydrolase activity
Source: RefSeq, a predicted model, not a curated record
AUGGACUUUUCUCAGUAUGGCGGUCCGUCCGACGAAUGGCUGGCACUGGAGAAGACGCUUCCCGCGCGGACUUUCGACAUCUCGAUGGACCCACUCGUACUUCAGAAAGCUGUAAACACCGAGAGAGAAGCACGCUCGGCAGAGCUGAAGCAGUUGUUUGCAGCACAUGUCGAGGUCAAAGAUCACGUCAUUCCAACCCGUGAUGGCUCGACUAUCGAAGCUCGUACCUAUCGAUCUGUAAAGAAAGACGCGUCAGAGAAGCUUCCUGUGUACUUGUACUUCCACGGAGGAGGUUUCAUCUUUGGAUCGUUGAAUAGCGAGGAUCCGCUGUGUUCGCAGACCGCGAUAAAAACCGGAGCGCUUGUACUGAACGUCAACUAUCGCCAUACACCAGAGCACAUCUUCCCAACCGCUUGGAACGAUUCUCAGGAUGCAUUUGUAUGGCUGCAUAAGAACAUCGACGCACUCGGGGGCGAUCCAUCUCAAGUCGUUGUCGGCGGCGUCUCAGCAGGCGGCAACCUAGCAGCCUCCCUCACCCUGGAACAGCAUCUCAAAAAGAGUGAGACUAUGGCAGGCCUGCCCACACUAGCCGGUCAGAUCCUCAUCAUCCCUUUGCUCGCCCACCCAGCUACAUAUGAACAAGGCCCCGGCAAACUACUCAACAAGUCGACCUCAUCCUAUGUCGAGAACGAAGACGCUCCGGUUCUGCCGAGGAGAGUCAUGGAUUACUUCACAGCACUUCUGAAGGCUGGCACACCAGAUCUAAAAGACACAAAGAUGAAUGUAGUGAACGCGACGGAAGAGGAGGUCAAGGGCUUUCCUCCUACGGUGUUUGGUAUCGCAGGCUUGGACCCGCUGCGCGAUGAGGGGCUGUUGUUUUCAAAGAAGCUGUCGGAGGCUAAUGUGCCGACUUCUACUACGCUUUUCAAGGGCGUGCCGCAUGGCCAUAGGCGGUUUGGGAAAGCGUUGAAGGCGUCUGAGCAUUGGGAUCAGUGUGUUAAUGAAGGAAGUGACGUCCCCCCAUACGCGAUCCUUUCACACCGAUGGCGCGAGCAAGAAGUUCUGUACGAUGACAUGAUAGCUGCGGACCGCAGUAUUGCACGCAGCAAGAAAGGCUACGCGAAGCUUGAGAUGACGUGCCGUGUUGCGCUUGAACACGGGUUUAGCUAUGUCUGGAGCGAUACUUGCUGCAUCGACAAGAGUUCCAGCGCUGAGCUAUCGGAAGCUAUCAACUCGAUGUACAGUUACUACACCCAUUCAGAGUGGUGCAUCGCAUACUUGGACGAUGUGGUGCUCGAUGAAACACAGCCCGGCGUCCCUUUCGGAGUUAAUGGAGCACUAUCCAGAUCAGCUUGGUUUUCAAGAGGGUGGACUUUGCAAGAGCUGAUCGCCCCGCUCAAGUUGACUAUCUACGCAAAGAGCUGGAACAAGAUCGGCACAAAAGCUGAUUUGUUCAAAGAAAUCUCUGUAGCCUCCAACAUUACUGAGAAGGUCCUGAGAAACCGGGAAGCCAUCAGUGCCGUGGGCGUAUCCGAGAAGAUGUCGUGGGCGGCGAAAAGAGUUACGACGCGACCGGAAGACGAAGCGUACUCCCUGAUGGGCAUCUUUGGUGUCAAUAUGGCAACUUUGUACGGAGAGGGCAAAAGCAGCGCAUUCAGACGACUACAACUUGAGAUUCUGCGGACAAGUACUGACCAUACUCUUUUCGCCUGGAAAUCAGAGACAGUUAACGGCGACAUGCUAGCGCCAAACCCGAUGCCAAAUUACGACAUGACAAACGCGGGACUCCGCAUACAGCUGCCUUUGAGACGCGAGAACCAUCUACCAAGACAGUCCUUUGAGGUUGCAUACCCGCUCAUGGAUCCAGACUGGUGGAAAUAUAGCUAG